AUGCUCUACGACCUCAACAUCGCCUGGUCGCCGGCAACCAGCCGCGCCGACCUCGAGCGCACGCUCAAGUUCAGCAGCACACUGGGCUACGACGUCGUGGCCCUGAACCACACCAUCACUCCCCCGAUACCACCACAAAUCACAAACCCGCUGCCCAAGUUUACCAACGCACCUGACACGAUACCUACAAGUUCCACCACGAGAACAGCAACCACAUCCAACGCCUCCCUCCCCACAGUCCUCCACCGCGCAACCCUCCUCUUCGCCGACCCCUCGCGCAACCACGGCCUGCCCCAACUAGCCUCCGCCUACGACCUCCUCGCCAUCCGCCCGACCACCUCCGACGCCUUCGAGAAAGCCUGUGUAUCCAUCACCGAAGCCAGCCUCAUAUCCCUAGACCUGACCACGAAGCAGCCCUUCCACUUCCGCCCCAAGCCCUGCAUGGCAGCCAUAUCGCGCGGCGUGCGCUUCGAGGUGUGCUACGCGCAAGUCCUGUCGCCCGGCGCCGACGCCCGCGCCCGCGCCGUCUUCAUCGGCAACGUGGCGCAGCUGGUGCGCGCGACGCGCGGCCGCGGCAUCGUGGUCAGCAGUGAGGCGAGGAAAGUGCUGGGACUACGGGCGCCCGCCGAUGUGGUCAAUUUGCUGAAUGUGUGGGGGCUUUCGACGGAUAAGGCGCGCGAGGGGCUGGGCGCGCUGGCGCGGGGCGUGGUGGUGAACGAGGGCAUACGGCGGAGCGGGUUUCGGGGCGUUGUGGAUGUCGUGGGGGUUGCGGAGCGUGGGGAGGCUGAUAUGGCUGCGGGAGACAAGUCGAAGGACGGUGGUGGUGUUGGUGGGAAUAGGAAGAGGAAGAAUGGGGACGGCGACGGCGAACCGCCGCAGAUGAGCAAGAGGCAGGCCAAGAAGAUGAAGGCUGCGCUGAGACAAAAGGAGGCCGCGGAAAAGACACAGGAUAAAGACACGGCUAUGGAGACGUGA
This is a messenger RNA of Anthostomella pinea, 975 nucleotides long. The record is from the annotation of a GenBank genome assembly. NCBI's taxonomy places the organism in Eukaryota, Fungi, Ascomycota, Sordariomycetes, Xylariales, Xylariaceae.